GAUUCGCAAUCACGUGAUGAAUAUUUGAAAGCGAGGCGUACCCCAAUGGCGUACGGACUUAUAACGAAAUGGGGUGUUUGAAGAUAGAUCAUGUUUAUGGCCAAAGUAGUUGACGUUUAAAGACACGAUGCUUAUACAAGAACCAGUGCAGGCUGCGAUCUGGGACGCUCUGAACAACUAUGCAGUUACUGAUGCUACUUUUUUGGCUGAAAGAUUAUUUUCAGAAGUUGCAAACGAUGAGUCUUUGUAUCUUCUUGCUACCUGCUAUUAUCGAGCAGGGAAACCUGUUCAGUCUUAUUUACUGUUGCAGUCCCGUGGGUGCCACACGGCUCAGUGCAAGUACCUUUUGGCAAAAUGUUGCUUUGAUACUGAUAGAUUAUCAGAAGCUGAAGAGCUCUUGGUUGGAAAUGCUGUCUCGAAGAGCAAAACAUUUGAAGAAAUUGAAGUGGAAUAUGGUCCAGUGGCCUGCCAUGUAUUUAGCUUAUUAGGAAAUCUUUAUAGUAAAACUGAGCGGUUUUCACAUGCUUCAGAAUGUUAUCAAAAAAGUUUAAAACUAAACCCUUUAUUAUGGUCUUCAUUUGCUAAACUCUGCAGUCUAGGUGAAAAAGUUGAUGUUACAAAGAUCUUCCAGCCACCCAAAGUCCCCUUUCCUCAGUCUACACCUAUCCACAGCACCAAUCCUUUUUACCAACCUCCAGAUGGAAAAUUAAAAUUGAUGCAAUUACACCAGUCUCCUCACAUAAUCCCUAGUUCUCAGGACAGCAUUACUCCAGUGUCAGACUGUACACCUGCAGGAAUUUGUAAGUUCGAGUCUCCCUUGCCAGCAGACAAACUAAUGACGCCAGAUGCCUUGAGCCCACCUAGCAGUACAGAUAGUUCCUUUCACCAAGGAAUUCAAUCUUUGCGUGCCAGUCGCGGACAGUACCUCAGUAGUGGCAACCGUCUUAAUUUUUCUUCCCUCAGUCCUUUAACUCCAAGGCCUGUUACACGUAGAAGUCAAAACCAAAACCUUCAUCCCUCCAUACCAAAGCCGACAGUUUUUAGUCAAUCAGGCAACACCAACACGCGAGAACUGGCUACUUCUAAUCAACAGUCAGGGUUGCAGACUAAUGUAACAAAUGUUCGUCGCAGUCAAAGAUUAUUUGGGAAUUCCAGCUCUGUUAAAGAAAACAACAAGAGUCAGAGUAAGUCACGCUUCACAAGUCCCAAGUCUGGUACUAGAAAGUCUAAGAGCAAACUGAGCAAGUCACAACAAGAAAUGAACGAGAUCAACAAAGGAGAGAACAUCCUUGAUUGUAAGCAGUCUUGUGGUUAUGACGGCCCUAACUAUUCCCAGUUGGCCCAUAUGAGACAACAGUCACUAGCUGGUAUACUGAAACUGCUACAAAGUAUGGGGCGAGCAUUCCAGGCUCUGACACAAUACGAGUGUAAACGGGCUAUUGAAUUGCUCAGUGAGUUACCACAACACCAGUACCAGACUGGCUGGGUCCUUUGCCAAGUGGCUAGAGCCUACUUUGAGCUAAACAAUUACAUUCAAGCUGAAAAAGUGUUUGCUGAAUUGCGUGAAUUGGAACCUUACCACAUGGAAGGGAUGGAUCUAUACAGUACUGCUCUUUGGCAGCUACAGCGUGAAGUAGAAUUGUCUGCUCUGGCACAAGAACUCACAGAAAUGAAUAAGAAUGCUCCUGAGGUAUUUUUACAGAAAGAGCACGAUACAGCUAUUAAGUUUUUUCAAAGAGCAAUUCAGGUUGAUCCUAAUUUUGCCUAUGCAUAUACUUUACUGGGCCAUGAAUAUGUCUUUACAGAAGAAUUUGAAAAAGGUUUAUCGAGUUUCCGUAAUUCUAUACGAGUUGAUUCCAGACAUUAUAAUGCAUGGUAUGGAGUUGGAAUGAUCUAUUAUAAACAAGAGAAAUUCCAACUUGCUGAAUUGCACUUCAAUAAAGCACUGAUGAUUAAUCCCAAAAGUCCUGCUCUGCUUUGUCACGUUGGUGUGGUACAACAUGCAUUGAAGAAAUCUGAAAUGGCACUACAGACCCUUGAUAGAGCCAUUUCUAUUGAUCCCAACAACCCUCUUUGUAAAUUCCAUCGUGCUUCCAUUUUAUUUGCCAAUGAUAAACAUAAAGAAGCCUUAGAAGAAUUAGAAGAACUGAAACAAAUUGUCCCUAAAGAAUCUUUAGUAUAUUUUCUAAUAGGAAAGGUACAUAAAAAACUUGGAAAUACCCAUUUAGCUCUGUCUAAUUUUUCUUGGGCAAUGGACCUGGAUCCAAAAGGUAUAAAUAAUCAAAUUAAAGAAGGCAUAGAUAAACGCUAUGUAACAGACGAUGAUGAUUCUCUUGUCAAAAUGAAUGAUCCAGUUGGUGUUGACGACAACGGUGGAGAGGCUGAUUCUCAAGAGGCUGCUUCUCGUAGCAAUUCCUCUAACAUUUCCAAUAUUGAUCACGAGGACCUUCAAUUGCAGGCCAUGGAGAGCGAUGAGAGUUUGUGAUAGUGGCUGACUAGUGUUGGUGGUUGGUUUGGCAGUUAGUGAUGUGGUGUAUGUAUGCCUGUAUGUACAAGGGGGGGGGGUUGGAUGCUGGUGGCGGUGGCACUGGAGCAGGAAGCAGAAGGAAGAUCACAGAUGGUGACAACAACAACAACAACACAUGGUCUGCUUUGUUAUUAACCAAAUGGAAAGAUAGCAAGAUGAUCAAUCAACCAAACCAGAUGGACACAAGCUUUUUGUUUUGUUUUUUUUUUGUGACUCUUUCUCUCUUCUCUCUCCUCCUCCUCCUCCUCCAAACUGUCAGAGACAGAUAAACAUUUCCAAAUGACAGCUGAUAUUCAGCUUCUUGUAUUGUUAGCUGAAAACUAAACAGAAAUUCCAAGUAAAAAAAAUAUUACAAAAAAAAAUAAAAGAAAAAAAUAAAAGCACACACACACCCACACAUAAACACUCUCAUACAAACAAAUUGUAACACCUCCUCCACAAAUAUUAAAAUUAAAAAAAAAAAAACUUUCAGGAAAAAAACAAAACCUCCCAAAAAGAACUGAAGACGAAAUAUCUGCUAGGCAAAUUGGUAUUAGUAGAUAUAUGUGUCCAAGAAUUCUGACUUUUCCUUUUAUUGUUUAUUACCAUAACUUCUCUCAGCCUUGUUGUUUCUACAACAACAAUUGCUUUGACAGCUCAAAGGAAAUAAUAAAUAUAUAUAAAAUAA
Molecule: messenger RNA, 3194 nt
Organism: Octopus bimaculoides (California two-spot octopus)
Lineage: Eukaryota; Metazoa; Mollusca; Cephalopoda; Octopoda; Octopodidae
Product: cell division cycle protein 27 homolog
Biological process (GO): cell division; protein ubiquitination; anaphase-promoting complex-dependent catabolic process
Cellular component (GO): cytoplasm; anaphase-promoting complex
Molecular function (GO): protein binding
Source: RefSeq, a predicted model, not a curated record